Lachancea fermentati is the source of this 543-nucleotide messenger RNA. The record is from the annotation of a GenBank genome assembly. NCBI's taxonomy places the organism in Eukaryota, Fungi, Ascomycota, Saccharomycetes, Saccharomycetales, Saccharomycetaceae.
AUGGUUGGUCUUAAAGUAUCUGAUACCCCUGAAGUGUUGCUGGAUGCGUCACGGGACAAAGAAUUAUAUGCACAAACUGGCUCCACUGCUCCAAAAAGCACUGGUUCGGUAGACCUUUCAGAUAGUGAUAGUAGUGACGAUGAUGCGCCAGAGGAGGAAGGACUAUCGGCUGGUAAAGAUGAGAUGGAAAAGCAAGUCAAAGAGAGAGAACAAGCCAUUAAACGUGAGCAGGAUCUCCUGAAAGAAAAGAGAAGGAAACAGAAUCUAAAAUUCGCAGAACAACAAGAGCAGAAGAGAUCGAGAGAACUCGAAGAACAGAAGAAAAGGCAAACCGAUGAAGAUCUACUUACUGCUACUGAAUCCAAGGAACUGGAGCUGCCGGAAGAGUUGCCAGACGAAUUCUUUGACAGUUUAGACGAGGCGGAACCUGCAUUUGUAGCCGCGAAGCCAACAUACGUCAACUUCAAUGAAAUAGACGGAAAUUACGCUCAAGAGGUUGUGCAAGAGUUGAAAAAAAAAAGAAGAAGACACUUCAACAAUUAA